ACUCUUACCAAUGAACUAUCCACUAACCUAGUGACACAUCAUCACUUGCACCACAAAAAGAGUACACCGCACUCAAGAUAGAACUACCUCUGAAAUCACCAGAACUAUUACCUCUCAUUCCCAAGAUAGAAAAAUGGGCAAUGGGUAUAUGCCUUUAUGUUGUCUGAAUCCUUUGCAGAUUUAUCAAAUCUACCUGUAAUAAAAAUCCAAUCUUGCAAUCCAUGUAAGUCCCCCGCACGCCUCUUUCAACUCUUUGUUGGGAAACUCCUCGUUCUUUAACUGCUUCUCGGCUCUUCAAUCUAGUCUAAUUCUUGUAGAUCUAAAGCUAAUAAGCAACUGAAUCAUUUCAGGUGAACUUUCCUGAUCUGUUUGUAGUCUUUAUCUGUGUUUCUGUUUCUUUUUCUUGGCUGCGUUCGUUGUUCAAAUUCAAAGACUGCUUUUUUAUACCCUUUCUCUGUUGAAUCAGUUUAAUUCCAUAACCGAGGUUUGAAUUGAAUACCCAUUUCUUAGAUUGGUCAAAUUUUACUGAUAUACUAAGUUGUGAUCAAUCCUAGACUGAUCUGGGUUCGUGGGAGUUGUUCUCGUUAAUUUACAAUUAGGGUUAGGUCGUGAAUUUAAAUUUACAGUGGAUUUGGGUUCGGUAGAUUUUGUUUAUUUGAGCUACUACCGUUCCAAUUUUCAAACACUUGGUGUUGGGUUACAGUGGAUUUGGGUUCGGUAGAUUUUGUUUAUUUGAGCUACUACUGUUCCAAUUUUCAAACACUUGGUGUUGGGUUGUAUACUGCUAAUGGAUUACGGCCGGGACACCGGAUUUUCUGGUGGAAAUGUUGUGCAAAUACUUACUGGACCCCAUGGCAAUGGCGUCGGUGAUAAUUGGGGGUCAGGGUCCAUAGACCAAGCAGUUUGGGCAACGGAAGAUGAUUAUGGGGCUUGGACUAGAGAAACCUCUGUUGACACUACUUCGAAUUCGGAUUACCAAACCCGGUCCGGAAGUGAACCCCCGAAUAAGAAAUCAAGAAACUCCCAAUCGGGUGAUAAUAGAUCGAAGGCAAUAGGGAAAAUGUUUUUCAAGACGAAACUAUGCUGCAAAUUCCGGGCGGGUACUUGCCCAUAUGUAACUAACUGCAAUUUUGCACAUAGUAUUGAGGAACUCCGGAGGCCACCUCCCAACUGGCAAGAGAUUGUGGCAGCCCACGAGGAGGAGAGAGGUGUGUCAUCUGAGCCAAGGGAGGAGUUCCAGAUUCCAUCACUUGGGUCAGCUAAUUUUGUAGGGGAGUCUCAGAGGUCCUAUAAAGGGAGGCAUUGCAAGAAGUUUUUUACUGAGGAGGGAUGCCCUUAUGGAGACAAUUGCACUUUUCUUCAUGAUGAGCAGUCAAAAGACCGAGAGAGUGUUGCAAUAAGUUUGGGUCCUGGGAGUGGUGGUGGAGGAUAUGGGGACAAUGCAAAUGGAGGAUCGAGCUUGAAGCCUUCAAAUUGGAAAACAAGGAUUUGUAACAAGUGGGAGCUGACAGGGUACUGCCCUUUCGGAAGCAAGUGCCACUUUGCUCAUGGGGCUCAAGAAUUGCAUCGCUAUGGUGGAGGACUUAUGGAGACAGAAGGUAGAGAUCCUUCCUCUGCUCCUCCAGAGAUAAAGCAGGGACUCAUCCCUUCCAAAACUCCGGCUGAUACUGUCGUUGUGUCUCUCAGUUCCGUUCCUCAUUCGGAUGGUUAUCACGUUGGAGUUCCACCUCAGAGGUUGUCCAAUGUAAUCCAGAGGACAGGGCAGAGACCCCACCAGAAAUGGAAGGGUCCCGACAAAAUCAGUCGAAUAUAUGGUGACUGGAUUGAUGACAUUGAGUAAAACCUGAAAUCCUUGGCCGGCAAAUAUUGGAGAAUGAAGAUUAUGGGAGUGGACUCAUAUUUCUGUAAAAGAAAUGUCGCUGGAAAGCCGAUCUCUACCAAAUGUAGUACUUAUCUUGGUCUUCCUUUUAGAUCAAGAGAAGGUUUAUUUUGUUGUAGUCUUGAAAAGAGUUUCAGCAACCCUCUGCUUGUUGUAGAGUCUCUAGCGAAUGUACGAAUUUGCAAGCUUCUUGCCUUUUGAGGUUUGGAGGAAGUCUGUACCCUUUCCACAAGUUAUGAAAUCUAUCUUUUGUUAUCAGGUAUAAAAAAAAAGUAGAUGAACUUUCUUAUCAAAAA
This is a messenger RNA of Rhododendron vialii, 2175 nucleotides long. Its product is annotated as zinc finger CCCH domain-containing protein 12. Bases 788 to 1840 code for a protein of 350 amino acids. The record is from RefSeq and is a predicted model, not a curated record. Gene Ontology annotation, molecular function: metal ion binding; mRNA binding. The transcript has 2 exons. Lineage: Eukaryota; Viridiplantae; Streptophyta; Magnoliopsida; Ericales; Ericaceae.